AUGUUUAUUUUCGAUACUUUAGUUUUUUUACUAAUCUUAAUCAGUCAUGGAUUGACAGCAAUUGUUAAUACCAAUGAUUUUCCUCAAAUUCUAACACGACAACAUAAUCAAACAUUAAAUUUAUCUGAUACAGCUAUUUUAACAUGUCAUGUUACUAAUUUGGGUAAUCAUCAUGUAACAUGGCUUAAAUAUGAUCGUAAUACUUCAACAUUUUUACCAUUAACAGUUGGUGAACAAGUAUUUUUAUCUGAUAAACGUUAUUCUGUAACCUAUUAUUCCAUCUCAUCGGAUAAUUCCUAUUGGAAUUUAGAAAUUUAUAAUACAAAAUUAUCGGAUGAAGGUAUUUAUGAAUGUAAAAUAUCGAAUCGUCGUCGUAGUGUAUCAAUUAAAAUACAUUUAUAUAUACAAAUACCAAUGAGUAUUCAACCAUCACGUUUAUAUGUUGAACCUGGUUCGGAAGUUGAAUUAGAUUGUAUGAUUUAUAAUAUAAAUACAUCAUCUAUAACAUGGGCUUUUUCAAGUUAUGAUAAUACAUAUCAUUAUAGCAAUCAUUUAGAUGGUAUUCAUGAAAAAAUUCAACAUGAAAAAAAUAUUUCCAAAUUACAAUUAAUUAUUCCACAUGCACAAACUUAUCAUUCAGGUUUAUGGACAUGUACAUAUAAAAGACAAAGACGAAGUGCAAGAAUUUUAGUAGUUAAAGGUUAG
This is a messenger RNA of Adineta steineri, 705 nucleotides long. NCBI's taxonomy places the organism in Eukaryota, Metazoa, Rotifera, Eurotatoria, Adinetida, Adinetidae. The record is from the annotation of a GenBank genome assembly.